GGGCUACGCGGAGAGGCCUCACCAGGCCUGUGUUGGGUCGGUGGUGCCGGCGGGGGUUUGUGCUUGAGGCCGGGUCUCAGCCGCUGGGCCCGGGAAGAUGGUGCUGGGUGGUUGCCCGGUGAGUUACUUACUUCUGUGCGGCCAGGCGGCUUUGCUGCUGGGGAAUCUACUUCUGCUGCAUUGUGUCUCUCGAAGCCACUCGCACAACGCUACCGCCGAGCCCGAGCUCACAUCCGCUGGCGCCGCCCACCCGGAGGGCUCCGCCGGCGCCCCGAGCUGGGAAUAUGGCGACCCCCGCUCUCCGGUCAUCCUUUGCUCUUACCUACCUGAUGAAUUUAUAGAAUGUGAAGACCCAGUGGAUCAUGUUGGAAAUGCAACUGCAUCCCAGGAACUUGGUUAUGGUUGUCUCAAGUUCGGUGGUCAGGCCUACAAUGAUGUGGAACACACUGCAGUCCAGUGUCGGGCCCUAGACGGAAUUGAGUGUGCCAGUCCCAGGACCUUCCUACGAGAGAAUAAACCUUGUAUAAAGUAUACCGGACACUACUUCAUAACCACGUUACUCUACUCUUUCUUCCUGGGCUGUUUUGGAGUGGAUCGCUUCUGUCUGGGACACACGGGCACAGCAGUAGGGAAGCUCUUGACACUUGGAGGUCUUGGGAUUUGGUGGUUUGUUGACCUUAUUUUGCUUAUUACCGGAGGGCUGAUGCCAAGUGAUGGCAGCAAUUGGUGCACUGUUUACUAAAAAGAGCUGCUGUUAUGGCCCAGAGAGGCACAUCUUCUGAAUCCAUCUCUACAGGCUCAAAACUCUUCCUGGAUAUCAGACCUGACCAUUACUUUCCCUCUUUGGACAGAAUGGGUUUGGUUAGGAAAGUUUCUUUGGACUGUGAUUUUCAACCCAAAUUUUACCUUGCAGACUAGAAAUGACAAGCAAACAGUAUUGUGGGAAUCAAGUUUGUACCCUUCCUUGUGUACAAAAUACAAAGGAGAGUGACUAACUUAUGAGCUGCGGAAGGGUUUCCAUACUCUUUAUUUCUGUACAUUGCUUUUUCUUGAAUCCUUUGGAACGAGCGGACCCAACAGGAGGAGCAAAGUGAAUACUUUCAGCCUUUGCCUUUCGUGAUCCUGAGUCUUCCUGCAGAGAAGAUCUGAAGCUGAACCAACGAAAAUCUUCAGCAAAAGUAGAAAUGGCCAUGGAUUUUAAUACACACUGAAAUUCUGACUUUCUGAUUUAAAUUGCAGAAUAAAUUUUGCCAACCUGGAAUGCUGUUUGAGUAUUUUCAAUAGGUAGCAUGAAACUCAAAAUUAUAUUUGUUUUGCUAAAAGCUAGGCAUUUGAAAUGAACCACUGUAUUAAUAAACCCUAUUGUUUCAUCAUUA
Equus caballus (horse) is the source of this 1376-nucleotide messenger RNA. RefSeq names its product TM2 domain containing 2 (gene TM2D2). The record is from RefSeq and is a predicted model, not a curated record. NCBI's taxonomy places the organism in Eukaryota, Metazoa, Chordata, Mammalia, Perissodactyla, Equidae.